AUGAGAGAAGAUUACUGGGCCUUCGCUGUUCGGAGGACCCUUCUUCGCAAGCCCAGACAUGGUAGCUCAGAACCAUCAACUCAACAAGCUCUCCGUAAGUUCCUCAUGAGCUGGUUCCAUAACCAGUGCUCUGGUGAACAAGACAAGAGUUUUAUCCGGAACAAAGCUGCGCAACUGUUUGCUUUGACGUUUGUUAAUGAUUACCYACAUCAGUGGUUAACAUUCUUUAAUGAUUUACAUCAAACACUUGGUACUGGUCCAGCUGCUGUCGAUCUUUGUACAACUAAUUUGUUGUGUUUCACUAGAUUGCUGCUGCAUUUUCUGACCGUCGAUGUCCUGAGAGAAAGUGURUGUGAUUGUUUUCAUGAGAUCAUCAGUAAAGGCAUGGAUCCCGUGGCUAAGACUGAGCUGGUAGAAUCCCUUGUCCGAGUGCUUGAAAAUGCUGGUGUACUUGCACCUUGUGAGGACCUUGACAAUGAUUUCUUAGCCAAGUUAGCCAAACUUGUAAAUUGUAUUGGAACUCAACUAAUAGCUGUCCAAUGUAAUCCUUAUAAAAGACCGUAUGAAUCUAUUUUGUUUAUUUGUUUUCCUAGAUUUCUUGGAGAUGAUGACGAUGACAUUUCACACACCGUUCAUGGCUUUGCUUAUGCUUACCUAACAUUAUUAAAACAGUCAUCUACAAUAAAUGCUCAACAAAAAUCAUUUUUGUUUGACAUGAUGAUAUUGCUAUUCCAGGCCCAACAGUUGUACUCUGAUUCUACAAGGUUUAAUGCACUUCAGCAGAUGUUGAUAGCACUUAUAUCAAGUCGUGUGUCCUAUUAUGGCCAUUCAGCAGUUUCUAUGAUGUAUUUUGAGGCUGUGGUGAGAUAUGAGAGGGUAAUCAGCUCUAACCCUGAGCAAAUACCAUCAGUACUGGUAAGUAACCUGACCUUCUUAUAUUCUAAUCCACUUCUCAGUCUUCUUUCCCCUCUUCUCAUAAUCAUUGUUUCAAUUCUUUAGGAUAAUGGAUAUCAGCAUCUACUCUCUCCAGACGAACAGCUGUUCCUGUAUGAAUGUGCUGGGAUGCUCAUUGCUUGCAGUGGAUCUUCACAAGAGAAUAAACUAGUUUACAUGAAUAAUCUUUUAUCUCCUUGUCAUUGUAUUCAUGCUUUCAGUCGUGCAAGCAAAGCAUUUCCCAAUCAGCAGUCACUCAAACAAAGUGGUUGUGCACCAUGUUUUGAGGAAGCAUUACAGGUUUUUCUACGUGCAUUAACCGUUCCAGUCCAUCGAGAUGUCAUUCAUAAUGGUGUACGUCAGUAUUUACAUCGCAUGGUUGUCUGUCUUGGACCAGACGUCUUGCAGUUUGUACCUGUUGCUGUCACUCACCUUUUAAAAGACUGUACGGCACGUGAUAUUCAAGACUUCAUCCCUUURAUUAAUCAGAUUAUUGCAAAGUUCAAGCAUCAGAUAGUACCAUUUUUAUGUGAAGUAUUCAUGGCUAUUGUCAAUGCAAUAUUCACCGUCCUUGGUAAACCAGUGGAUCAGGCAGAUACCCAGGCAACUAAAGAAAAAGAAACAUUACGGAGGAGUUAUUUCCUGUUUGUUGCUGCCAUUGUUAAUAAUGAUGUAUCUGAGAUACUUACCAGACAAGAACCUCAACAUGUGCAACAUGUUCUUCUCACUGUCAUCCAAGGUGCAGUGGAUUACCCUGACCCUGUGGCUCAAAAGAUAUGUUUCAGCGUCUUGAGAAAGCUUGUCGAACUCUGGGGAGGAAACAAUGGUGAGAAUGGAUUCAAGGAUUUCAUGUACGACAACAUUGUACCUGCUUGCUUCCUUGCUCCAAUGAAGUCAACAUUUGAUAUGAAUGAYGCUCAAACAUUCCUUGCAAUGCAAGAAAUUGCUCAAACGCAGAAAGUGAUAUUUCAAAAACAGGGGGGUGAGUUUCUCAACUACUUACAAGUCAAGUACCUACCAAGUCUAAACUURGCUCCUUCACUUGUCCAGGAAUACACUCAAGCCCUUCAGCAUGCAGAUAUGAAAACAUUCAAAAAUUAUUCCAAGGCAUUUUUUACCCAACUGCAGACGUGACAUCAAUGAUACCUCUUGGUUUUAUCUCAAGGGGAACAUUUACAGUUUGGAAUAAAAUAGACAAAUAACAGUAUAAAUUAUUGAUGAAAUCAAAAAAUGAAUAUCCAUAUUGACAUGUACAGAAGAAAUUUUGGUAUUUUGAAUUUUUUAAAUAAGUGGUUACUUUGCAUUUCAGUCAGUAAAUUGGUUAUAAAAAUUGUGACUAAAAURUUUAACUUCUAGCACUCCGAUCUUCUGUGAAAUAGUGUGAUUUUAUGACCUUUCAAACAAGUGGCAAUUAGAAAUUGUGGUGCAAAGAGAUUUAGAAAAAAAAUGCAAUAAAGAACAAUGACGUUUUAUACACUAGAGUUUAUUUCACAGGUUAAUACAUAUUAAUCAAAAAUUAAGUUUGUUUUUGUUCUGUCAGUAGUCCUUAUUAAAAAUUAUUAGAGAUUAUUUUAGCCACUGGAAGGGAUAUUCUUGGAAGGCAACUAGAAUUUUGUGCUCUAAUUAUGAACUAUAGCUUGUUUUAUUUUUGUAUUUUGUAUAACUUGAUAAUUUUUUGUCACAAUAUUUUAUAAUCAGAGAUAUACCAAUUGAAAAUAUCUYAUAAUGAUAUCAAUUCUGAUGCAUGGCUGACUGACAAUAUUUCUGUUUUAUUUUUGUUUUU
Messenger RNA from Exaiptasia diaphana, 2716 nucleotides. RefSeq names its product exportin-T-like. Gene Ontology annotation, cellular component: nuclear pore; nuclear matrix; cytoplasm. The transcript has 24 exons. Gene Ontology annotation, molecular function: tRNA binding; small GTPase binding. NCBI's taxonomy places the organism in Eukaryota, Metazoa, Cnidaria, Anthozoa, Actiniaria, Aiptasiidae. The record is from RefSeq and is a predicted model, not a curated record. Gene Ontology annotation, biological process: tRNA re-export from nucleus.